Molecule: messenger RNA, 1278 nt
Organism: Gryllus bimaculatus (two-spotted cricket)
Lineage: Eukaryota; Metazoa; Arthropoda; Insecta; Orthoptera; Gryllidae
Source: the annotation of a GenBank genome assembly
AUGCGAAGACUGUGUGAAGACGGGGGCGAAGACAGGGAGGAGGACAAGAGCGUGGACGAGCGGAGGGCGGGACGGGGGCAGAGGCGGGACGGGGGGGACUGGAUGGUCACCGGGACUUGGGCGGGACGUGGACAGCUUCAGGACAGAGGCGGUAGAGACGAUGGGGACAAGACCAGCGGGUUUGGCUGGGGCUGUGGUGGCGGCAGCUGCCGGCAGAUCCCGGCAGCGGCGGCGGAGGCUGGUUGUUGGAAACAAAAAUGUAAAGGAUUGUCGCGUGUAGGCGGCGGCGGCGGAGGCGGCGGGUACGGCGGCUUCUCGGGCUUCGGCGGGUUCGGCGAGGAGAAGCCCGUGCACCACCACCACCACCACGACCACCACGUGGACCACCACGUGAAGCACAGCGGCGGCAAGGCGCUGGCGCUGAAGGGGCUGCUGGUGCCGCUGGCCGGCGUGGCGCUGCUGGGCGCCGCCGCCGCGCUCGUCUCCAACCCGGUGCUGCUGCAGCUGGGCGUCAUCUCGGGGCGGCGCCGGCGCCGUCGCGCGCUGCGGGCAGGCGCUGAGGAAGACUCGGAGCGCGCCCUGCGCCAGCGCCUCGCCGACAUCGCGCUGCUCGAGAAGUUCAUGGCCGGGCAGCUCCUGGCCAACUUCCUGUCGUGCUCGGGGCUGGCUGGCGCGGGGGGCGCGGGGGCCGCCGCCUCCGGGGCACGGGGCACCCCGGUCCCCUCCGCCCGCUGCCUGGAAAGAGUCACGUGCGAGCUGCAUCACCCGGCUGCGGAGGUCACCCAGCUGGAGAAGCACGUCAUGCAGAUAGUCACAUCCGAGAUCCUUGAAAAUGAAUACAUCCCUGACGAAGUAAAGAGACGGGUGAAGACAGCUGCAAAAAUUGGACUGGAAUCCGAAUCUUGUGAAGAAUUCCAUUGUACAGACCUUGAACGUUAAACAAUUUUGGUCGAAUGAUCAAAAUCCUCCAUUAAAUCAAAUCAGAGCUGUACGUGACUAUGAUCUGAUCACGUACUGUAAAACCAGUAGUUAAAAUCUUAUGGAGAGUUUCAAUGUUCGAUGCCUGAUAUUCACAGUGUUCGAAUAUUUUCAUAAUUCUAUUUUCAAAUUUGAAUUUUCACAUCAUCAUUUACAAGACAUUUGAAUUUUGUUUUCUUUCUGAACCCUAGUGUCCUUAGUAAUCUUACUUUUGUCGCCAUUAAUUACUUCAAAAAUCAUACUACAUCAGAAAAGGAUCCAGAGUGAUUGCAGCUUAAGUCGAUAUUUUGCAAAUAAAUG